AAGGAAUCCUAACCCAGGUGUAUCAUACCAUAACAUUCACUUUCACCCCCCCUUUGCCGAACCUCCGCGAAAGCAAGCAAGUGAGCAAGAAACUUAACCCCGCCUCACCUACCACCACAACACAGAACGGUCCGCUAUCUAAAGGAGACACAACACAUAGCUAUGAAGUGGAGCUUUUGCUCAAUAUUCACUGCGCUAGCGCUCGUGCGCGAGGGAUUGGGGCAGAGUACUGCGGAUGAUGAUGUCAAGACAGUGCCGCUGAGAACUCAUAGUUUGUUUCAGCCGUACUUAGAUUCAGAAUUGCAGAGUCGGUGGUUUGAUUGGGGGGGUGAUACUAUUGUUCGGGCAGACCAAUACAUUCGCCUAACUUCAGAUAGACAGCAGCAGGCCGGAUGGCUAUGGUCAAGGUUGCCGCUCACGGCAACGAACUGGGAGAUCGAAGUGGAGUUCAAAAUUCAUGGACAAGGAAAUCUUUAUGGUGAUGGAAUGGCUUUGUGGAUUACUAAACAGAGGGCUAUGCAGGGUCCAGUGUUUGGAGCUGCAGACAAAUUCGAGGGUCUUGGAGUAUUUUUUGAUACUUAUAAGAACAAUCGCCCGGGGGUUGUCUUUCCGUAUGUUAUGGCUAUGCUUGGCGAUGGACAGACCGUGUACCAGCAUGGAAACGACGGGAAGGAGAACGAAUUGGCUGGGUGUUCGGCUAGGGGCAUUAGAGGCGCACCGAUUGCCACAAAAGCACGAUUAACCUACUUCCAGGAAAACUAUCUCCAACUCGACCUCCAAUACAAGAGCGAAGAUCAAUGGACACCCUGCUUCAAUGUUCCCAACGUCACACUCCCACAAAUAACCUACCUCGGCUUUACCGCGGAAACUGGCGAACUCAGUGACAAUCACGACAUCAUCACCGUGACCGCGAAGAACCUGUACCAGGUCCACACCGGCACUAGUGGCAGCAGUGGCAAACGCCCUGACAAGAUCGGUAAGGCGUGGAAGCCAAGCAAUGGGGGAGGUGACAGGAGCGAGUCUAGCGGUGGAUGGGGUUGGUUCUUUUUGAAGAUGAUCAUUUUCAUAGCUGUGAUUGUUGGUGGAUAUGUAGGGUACACGGCGUAUAGGGCGCAGAAUAGGGCUUCACGGUUUUAGAUGGGCUCUCUCUCUCCCUCCCUCCCCCUCUCUCUCGCUUGCUGUCUCUAUUGUCCUUUCUAGUCAUUGAUUGAAAAGUUAGGCUGGCAUACUAAAUUCAUUGCUAUCUUUAUUUCAUUUUCACCCUAUUUUUUUUUUUUCAUCUUCCUCGAAUUAUUCUUGCGCAGGAAUAUCAUACAGAAUUGAAAGUAAAAGACCAAUUCUCUCCCCACCGUAUCGUUUCAUCUCCUAGGAUUGGCCCAUUUUCUUUUUUUUCUUUUCUUCCCAUACUCCUUUGGUUUGCUUUGCGGUGCUUGUCCUACUUUGAUUGCUAGUUUAUCUUUCUCCUAUGUAUGUCUUGCUAAAGGAAAAAAACCAAGGGAAAGCGGUCGACUGGCGCUGGAUUUGUGUGUUGUAUGUUG
Messenger RNA from Tuber melanosporum (Perigord truffle), 1538 nucleotides. RefSeq lists its product as uncharacterized. The record is from RefSeq and is a predicted model, not a curated record. NCBI's taxonomy places the organism in Eukaryota, Fungi, Ascomycota, Pezizomycetes, Pezizales, Tuberaceae. Gene Ontology annotation, cellular component: endoplasmic reticulum membrane; COPII-coated ER to Golgi transport vesicle; endoplasmic reticulum-Golgi intermediate compartment. Gene Ontology annotation, molecular function: D-mannose binding. Gene Ontology annotation, biological process: endoplasmic reticulum organization; Golgi organization; endoplasmic reticulum to Golgi vesicle-mediated transport. The coding region runs from base 163 to 1137 and encodes 324 amino acids. The transcript has 7 exons.